UUUGUUUUUCCUCUUGUGAAAGGUUCGACGUUCUUUACGUUUUUACGUCAACGUAACGGAUCUAUGACAAAGCGAGCCGUGAGGUAGUGGUCCCACGAAACAUGUUCCUUCUCCCCCGGGCCGCCAUGCCGACAAUGACCGGGGAUGGGAAUCUCCCUGCCGCUUGAAUCCGGUCUUGUUCGCGUCGGUCCUGGUCAGUCAGCAGGAGCGCUAAAAGCAGCAGAGGUGAGCGGGCUCUUCAUUUAUUCAAGAGAAGAUGGCGGAGUUUUCGCCUGUCCUGCCGAUGCGGGAUGGAGGAGGACGGUUGGGCCAGCCCAUCUUCCCUCGGUCCAGGUCAGGUUCCGAGUCGGAGAGCGAACUUUCCCAGAGCCUGGCCCGGACUAAGAUCCGGUCCUACGGCAGCACAGCGAGCGUCACGGCCUCUCUUGGAGAGAAAUACAUAGAGCAUCGGGUUACAGACAGUGAUACCCUGCAGGGGAUUGCUCUCAAAUACGGCGUUACGGUAAGACUGCAAGGUUAGGCUGAGCUCUGAUGUUCACCUUGACAACAAGAUCUGACAGUAGGUAUACAAGAUUAUUAAUAAUCUUGUAUACCUACUGAUGUUUACAUAUACUGUGUGUGUCUGAUCAGCCCUCACUGUCAUGCAACAACAACAUCGGGGCUUUUUCUCCAUCAUGUGGACAUCACGCCUGCUCCUGACUUCAUCCAUCUGUCACAGUCUUUCCCUUUUACAGUAAAAUUCAAACUUGAACCGUGAAAUGUCUCAUUAAAACCUUGAAGCACACAGUGUGAGGCUGUUCUUGCAUCAGCCAGAGCAUCUCACAGGCUCAGAGAAAGAGGGGUUCAUUCAACACCUUCAGACUUUAACUGAAUUUCACAAAGUGUUGUGAAAGUCCCAUUUCACUUCUUUGUUCUACUCUCACUUUUACAACAUGCCUGAACCUGUGAGGUAAAACAUGCAGACAGCUAUGAAAUUGAACAGUUAAUGUUGAAGAGUUCCUCCAAGGGGGGGCAGUCUGAGUAAGGUGGUUCCUGUCCAUGGGGUCCUCAGACCUUCAAAGUUCACUGUGAUUUAACCACCAGACAAGCUGUUCAUCCUUUUUCCUUUAACAGACACUAAAAUAGAUCCUGCACUCUUACUGAAUCAAUAAAAGUCAAGCUUAUCCGGGCAGUCCUGUAGAUGCAAUCUAAUGUUUCUCACAGUUUUAAUCUUUGUUAUUUUUAAUCAGAUUUACACACCACCCCGCCAUGACUCAUCCACAGCUACUGCUGUAGACGUGACUAAGAUUCCUCCCUGAACAUCAGCCAAUAACGACAGCCCAAACAGCAGGAAAUGAAUUAACUUACUCAGUGGUUUCUUUCAUUAAAUACAUUAAAAUGCAUCUCCAUUUACUCACUUAAAUUAUAAUUCAACUCAAAGUAUAAUUCAUUCUAUGAUUUUCUGCAAAAAAAAAAAAAAGGUUUACACAUGUCUGGACUGCCAGUAAAUGGAUGUUGCCAUUUCUUUUCAAGUAAACAUGUAUAAAUAACUUUGAAAUACUUCUACUACUACUACUACUACUACUACUACUACUAAAAAUAACUACUCUGACAUUGAAGUCAAAGUAUUUAGUUGACUCCACAGACUUGUUUAUGUCCUAAAUGUCGCUGUGUAGGUUAAUUUUUCUGCUAAUAUUCUCCAAAAAUCACAGACAGUGACGCUGUAUCUUAUCAGGACAUUUUAUGGUCCUGUAACAGCUGUCGUUUUAUCCGUCAUCCAUGUACUCAUGGAACCACCACCAUGUUUCUUCUUAAAGGUGUCAAAAGAUCAGUUGACCGUUCUGUGUGAACCAUAGAAGGAAGUGCUCUGUUUGUGUACAUGAUGCUAUUUUCAGACUGUCUUUCUCCCCGUCUCUUUCAAACCCCAGAUGGAGCAGGUGAAAAGAGCCAAUAAGCUCUUCAGCAAUGACUGCAUUUUUCUGAGGAACAGCCUCAACAUCCCUGUGGUGUCGGAGAAACGCUCCAUAUUUAACGGACUGUCUCUGGAGUCUCCUGAUGGGGACGCUGAAGCAGCAUGCCAGGAGGCAGAUUCGCCUUGUGUUGUGACGCAGGACAUCGAGGGACCCACGCCUCCCCCUUCACCUCCCCCCGAGGACUCCAAACCCCCCCAGCCCCAGCCAGAGGAGCUGUCAGCCAAAGACUUCUUACACAGACUGGACUUGCAAAUAAAACAGUCAAAGCAGGCAGCACGCAGGCUGAAAGAAGAGGAAGUGAGGUGAGACGUUUACUGACCUGGAGCAGAGUGAUGCUUCUGCUUUGUCAUUUUGCUGUGUGUGCAGGUGUUUGGCGUGUGAUUACUUUUCUUCCUUGAAGAACAUCCGUCAGCGGAAGCUCGCAUCCCCAAGAUUUUCUCUGCAGUAGAGACAAAAUCUGAGAGGUUUUUGAACAAUACUUAUCAAGGGAUUAUUAGAUGUAGGCAUCUGUAAACAAGGCUUAAAGGAAAACAUUUCAUCCUCUGCAGGUUUAAGUCUCGGUGGAAUCUUUCAUGUUUUUUUUAGCAUGCUGUCAUCACUUAAGGCCCCUCUCCAAAAAGCAGAGAGUAUCUUAAUCUCUGUAUUAAAAUAAACUUUAAGUGCUCAUGAAAAUUGGCCCCAGAUGCCCCUCCCUGAGCUCAGCUGAUGAAGCCUCCAACAGAAGUCUCAGUCAGCAGGAAGAGGAGCCAAAUACGUGGAAGUAAAAAUGUUCCCACAGACAGAAUUAUAGAUAGCAAUCAAGGUUUUGCCCUACUAGUCAGAUGCUGUGUUAUGCAACAUUCAGGUAUUUAGCUGCAGAUUUGGCUUGCUGAAUCAGGCCUGAGCAUGCCUCCCCUAUCCCGGCAUGUUCAAACAGUGAGGUAGUAAUGGAUACCUGGAAUAACCCCGUUGUUGUUGUUGGUAGUUUUUGUGUAGACAGGCCUGAGUCACACUGCAGCAGUUCCUUCCACACACUCACUGAAAGCUGUUUUCUCUCACUCUGGCCCUGUUGGUGUGAUGUGCUCAGAGUACAGUGAUUGCUGGGUGGACACAGGCCAGCUGUUGGGUUGAUGUCCUUCGCUUCAUGAAACAACACAAACAAAACUGUUUGUAUUUCACAGCUAUGUCAAUAUUUCUUAUUGGCAGUAAAUCUUAACACGUGAUUUGUUUGAUUAAAGCUUUGAGUAAAUGUCAAAAGUUUUUAAUUUAGUCUCUUAAUGUUCACCUAUCAACUGGAACAAAUCUGAGCCUUCUGUUAAAGCCCCGGCCCCCUCUCUGACUCCAGCUCAAUCUAAGUCCAGCCGGUGAAGCUGCACUGUGCUUAAGCAAACAGAGACUCAUGUCGUUGUUUCCACAUAGUCCUAGAGCAAACACACACCACACGCCUGCUGGAAAUGAAACUAACCACAAACCUCUUAGGCCAAACUGUGGGGAAUGAUGGAGGGAUUUAUACUUCUUCUUUUGUGGCUUCAGUAUCUAUAUCUACAUUUGAGAACACUACAUCACUGUAUUGGUUUUUUACUUUGAAAACUGGCCACUUUACUCCACGAAGUCACUCAGUGCUGUUCAGUCCUGUAGCUUGCUUUUAUAAGCUCAGUAACUCAGUUUGUAAAGCACUUAGAGGCACUGUGAGGAGGUUUUGAUUGGUUGAUACACAGACUGAAACUAAUACUAAUGCCUCUAUGAUCUUUUAAAGCAAACAAACCCUUUAGAAACAAGGCGGGUAUUUUCUUAGUUGUGAUUUUCAGUUCCUGUAACAGCUGUGAGGGGGUAGAUGUCGGAGCAGAUGAUUGACAGCACGCUAAGAACAGCUCUUCCCAGGCAGCUACUCACAGUUAAUGAUACAUUUCAGACGUUAGGUUGAAAUUCUUGUCAGGAAAGUCUACUUUCAUGAACAGGGAUAGAUGGUUUCUCUGAGUCCGUAAACCAGAAGUUCCUCACAGCAGCUUUAAUGAAGUGAUAUAACCAGUAGGAAUAAAAAGCCUGUUGUGACUGAGCUUAAGAUGAAGGUUCAGAUGAUCCUGUAGCUGUGACAGAGGACAAUAGGGUUGCCUGGUUAAACUCAUCCAUUAUUCACACACACAGCACUCGUACCUGGGUGCUGUGGUGACUGAGGAGAGGGAGAAAGGCAAGAGCAGUGUAGUCUUAUGCAAAAACAAAACAAAAGCAUGUUUCUUUUGUGUAAAACUGCCACAAAAAGUGAAUCUUUUCCCUUUUUCACCCACAGGAGCAAUGAGGAGAACUACACGACCCCUACGUCAUCAUACCAGGAAAUCUAAAGGACCUGUCUGUUUACCUGAAGCCCUGUCUCAGACUAAUACACUCACCACCACAAUCUCAGCGCUUUCCUCUUCUACGUUUCCGCUUUUACCAAACCCUCGUUUAACAAGUGUCAUGUUUGCCUUUUAUUUAUUGAUAUGCACCAACAAUGUACACGAUUGUUCUUGUUUUGUACAGUUUUACUCGCACCGCAAGGGGAGCAUCUCGCAUCUAAAUAGCAUUCAAGCACACGCCCCCGUCCGCUCCUUAUACCCUACUGAAGCUGCUGUACAGAACCCACCUGCUGCACAUGUUUACACACACAUACAGACACACACACGCAGGCACAAAGCGUUAAGCAACUCCAGGAGGAUUAGCUUGUUAGACUCGCUAACCGCCUCUGAUGUUCUAAAUCCCCUCUUAGAAUAGAAUCAUCGGAAAUUGUAUUCAGGCCUUCCUCAUCAGUGUUUACCCAGCACGAGCUCAUCCCAGACAGGAGCGGUGGAUGGACUCAAGCCUUUGACAUGUCCUGUUUGCCUCAUUGAACCUUUUUUUUUUUGUCUUUGGAAACAGAAGGGAGUGCUCUAUUUUUUGAGGUGUGAAUGCAUUAUUUAAGUGUGUGGAGAACUGUCUGUAAAUGCUGUUCUGUUUUAUUGUGCUUUCAGAUCUUAUCGUUUUAUUUGGAAGAAUAAAAGUGUAUUUAAACCAUGAGGGAGGCUUUUCA
Molecule: messenger RNA, 4974 nt
Organism: Xyrichtys novacula (pearly razorfish)
Lineage: Eukaryota; Metazoa; Chordata; Actinopteri; Labriformes; Labridae
Source: the annotation of a GenBank genome assembly